Messenger RNA from Umbelopsis ramanniana AG, 1508 nucleotides. RefSeq lists its product as uncharacterized. The transcript is spliced from 9 exons. Lineage: Eukaryota; Fungi; Mucoromycota; Umbelopsidomycetes; Umbelopsidales; Umbelopsidaceae. Gene Ontology annotation, cellular component: glycerol-3-phosphate dehydrogenase (FAD) complex; nucleus; cytosol. Gene Ontology annotation, molecular function: glycerol-3-phosphate dehydrogenase [NAD(P)+] activity; protein homodimerization activity; NAD binding. The coding region runs from base 189 to 1328 and encodes 379 amino acids. The record is from RefSeq and is a predicted model, not a curated record. Gene Ontology annotation, biological process: glycerol-3-phosphate catabolic process; carbohydrate metabolic process.
CUCGAUUCGAUUUAAAUUUAAUGAAUGUCUUUCAUCGUACGUUAGGAGGGAGUGUAUAACGACGGUCAAAUGAUGCUUUAAGCGCGUUGCAUCAAUAGAACGCAAGAUAAUGUCAAAGGUUCCAAUCUCAUCGGAUAUGUAUCAGGUUAUGGUCAAAAAUACGGUCAUCAGGAAAAAUUUACUGAAACAUGAAACAUAAAGCGCAUCUCGGAAUUCGCUCUUCAUUAACUCGUUUCACUUUUCCUUUGCAUACACCUUUUCUCUGCAUACACCAACUCUUUUUAAUAUCAUCCUUCAUGAGCCUACACAAAGUUGCUAUCAUUGGAUCUGGUAAUUGGGGUUCCGCUAUCGCCAAGAUCGUUGGCGAGAAUGCACAAGAGCAUUCCAAUUUGUUCGAUCGACAAGUGCGUAUGUGGGUUUUCCAAGAGCAGGUCGAUGGCAGAAACCUCACAGAUAUUAUCAACGAGAAACACGAGAACGUCAAAUACUUACCUGGCAUAAAGCUGCCUGAAAAUGUUGCAGCCAUACCAGACCUUAUAGAAGCCUGUCAAGGAGCAGAUCUUUUGGUAUUUGUUUUGCCCCACCAGUUUGUGGGCCGAGUAUGUACAGAUUUGAAGGGAAAGCUUGGAAAGAACGCCAGAGCCAUCUCAUUGAUCAAGGGACUGGCGUUUCAUGACAAUAACAUCUCGUUGUUCACUGACGAAAUCCAAAACACAUUGAACGUACCGACAGCAGCACUUAGUGGAGCUAACAUAGCUGACGAGGUGGCUAAAGAAAUGUUCUGUGAAACCACCAUAGGUAGCCAAACAUACGAGGAGGAUGGAGAACUAUGGUUCAAGCUUUUCAAUACUGCGUACUUCCAUGUAACUGUUAUAGAAGACUCUGUAAGCGUUCAAAUAUGUGGCGCUCUUAAAAACGUCAUUGCCGUUGGCGCUGGUUUAUGCGACGGACUGAAAUAUGGAAACAAUACGAAAGCUGCGGUCAUCCGACGUGGGUUGCUUGAAAUGAGAAAGUUUGGAAAGUCAUUCUUCGGAGGUGUACGGACGGAAACCUUUUUCCAGUCAUGCGGUGUUGCAGACCUCAUCACAACAUGUCUUGGCGGACGCAAUCGAAAAGUCUCGGAAGCUUUUGUGAAUUCUGGAAAGUCUAUUGAAGAAUUGGAGCAAGAGAUGCUUAAUGGUCAAAAACUGCAAGGAACAACCACGGCAAAGGAAGUGCAUGAGUUUUUGAAGGCUCGGAAUAUGACAGAAGACUUCCCUUUGAUGACCACCGUUUAUAGAAUUAUAUAUGGUGGCGAGCCUCCAGAGACCAUUGUUCGAGACAUUUGAUAAUACAAUAGCUUGUAUGCUGCACUGUUUGCGUUAGAAGAACACACGAAAAUUUUAUAGAACAAUUUUAAAUCGUAUUUUGAACAUUGAAAAAGGUUUUGAAAAAGGUUUUGAUAGAUGGAGUACUGGUUUCGUUGAAUUAACAGUUACUUUCAUAAGAAUUCUUUCCAAACAUUAGAA